CGCUAGGGUUGCACUAGACUUGGAAGGAGUGCUGUUGUGUACAUACUAUUGUAUGGUUUUAUUUAUUUUUCUACUGUGCAAAUCAGCUGGAAGAUUUUUUCCAAGUGCCAAUUCGGAUUUAUUCAUCUCCCCCUCCCCCCAAAUAUAUCUGUUGUCAUUUUAAGCAUUGGAGACCAGAGAUUUUUUUUUUCCCCCUUUGGCUCUCUUGCCAACAGGAGGACAGCUGGGAAAACUGGAUUAAAAGGAUGGUUUUUAUCUGUAUUUUGCAGUUAAGACUGAUAUUUUGAAGGCACAUUCUUUCUGUGAUUCAUUUUUCAGCCCAUAGCUCUAUCCUUGAAGAGAUUUGUGGUUGGUUUUUGGUUGCUAAGAAGGUCACAGUUUUUCCUCUUCUCCCUUUUUUUUUUUUUUUUUUUUUGAGGGGGGAGGGGAAAGGGGCUAAGAAAGGAGACCAGGUUAACUGGUGGAAAUAGAAUGGAGCUUCAGUUACCAGGGUCCUGAGAAUUGGAGGAAAAAGGAUUCAGUCUUCAAGUUGGGAGGCCCUCUCACCUUUCUGAAAAAUCACAAGUGAUUCAAUCCUGAUCAAGACACCGAAGGUACAGGAUUCUGGAACCGUGGAGACACCGAGAAACCAUGAGUGUGAGGUUACCCCAGAGUAUAGACAGGUUAGCUAGCCUGUCUUCUCUGGGAGAUUCAGCAUCUGAGCGCAAGUCCCCUUCCCACCACCGCCAACCCUCUGACGCCUCUGAGACCACAGGCCUUGUUCAGCGUUGCGUCAUCAUCCAAAAGGACCAACAUGGCUUUGGCUUCACGGUCAGCGGGGAUCGCAUUGUUCUGGUGCAGUCGGUGCGGCCUGGAGGUGCAGCCAUGAAAGCCGGUGUGAAAGAGGGUGACCGGAUCAUCAAAGUGAACGGCACCAUGGUGACCAAUAGCUCACACCUGGAGGUGGUGAAGCUUAUCAAAUCUGGUGCCUAUGUUGCACUGACUCUCCUGGGCUCUUCACCCUCGGCCUUUGGUGUCUCUGGGCUCCAGCAGGACCCAGCCCCAGCAGGAGCUCCCCGAGUCACCCCUAUGAUCCCACCACCACCACCUCCACCACCUCUACCACCUCCACAGCACAUCACAGGACCCAAACCUCUGCAGGAUCCCGAAGUUCAGAAACAUGCCACCCAGAUCCUUAGGAAUAUGCUGAGGCAGGAGGAGAAAGAGUUACAGCGUAUCUGUGAGGUGUAUAACCGGAACCCCGCCAGCCUGCUGGAAGAGCAGAUCGAAGGUGCCCGGCGGCGUGUCUCUCAGCUACAGCUGAAGAUCCAGCAGGAGACUGGUGGCUUAGUGGACACACUUCCACUGUAUGGUGACACCAGCCAGAGAUCGUCAGAAGGCCGCCUCUCUCUCGAUUCCCAGGAGGGGGACAGUGGCUUGGACUCUGGGACAGAACGCUUUCCUUCCCUCAGUGAGUCAUUGAUGAAUCGGAACUCGGUACUGUCAGACCCUGGGCUUGAUAGUCCUCGAACGUCUCCGGUGAUCAUGGCCAGGAUGGCUCAGCACCACCGGCGGCAGGGCUCAGAUGCACCAGUCCCCCCUUCCAGCCACCAGGGUGUAGAUCAAAGCCCAAAGCCUUUAAUUAUUGGCCCAGAGGAAGAUUAUGACCCAGGUUAUUUCAACAACGAGAGUGACAUCAUACUUUUUUACUUGUGUGCAGAAGUUUAUCAGCAGACAAACCCCAAAGAUUCCCGAAGCUUGGGGAAAGACAUCUGGAAUAUUUUCCUAGAGAAAAAUGCGGUUAGAACAAAGCGCACUCUGGGGCUGGGCAGCCUGUAUGGUGAAAACGACCUGCUGGACCUGGAUGGGGACCCUCUACGAGAGCGCCAAGUGGCCGAGAAGCAGCUGGCUGCCCUUGGAGAUAUUUUGUCCAAGUACGAGGAAGACAGGAGGACCCUCAAGAUAAUGCAGCAGAUAAAAGUGGGCCAGGACAUGAGAUCUCUUCGUUUUCCUCCCAGUUCCCGCUCAGAGAUCCGCCUGGGCCGCUCUGAGAGCCUGAAGGGUCGAGAGGAGAUGAAGCGGUCUCGGAAGGCAGAGAACGUGCCCCGUUCUCGCAGUGACGUUGACAUGGAUGCUGCUGCUGAGGCCACGCGCCUCCACCAGUCGGCCUCGUCCUCUGCCUCCAGCCUCUCCGCCAGGUCUCUUGAGAACCCAACCCCUCCCUUCACCCCCAAAAUGGGCCGCAGGAGCAUUGAGUCCCCCAGCUUGGGGUUCUGCACAGAUGCCCUCCUUCCCCACCUCCUAGAGGAUGAUCUGGGCCAGCUGUCUGACCUGGAGCCAGAGCCAGAUGCCCAAAACUGGCAGCAUACCGUGGGCAAGGAUGUGGUGGCUGGGCUAAGCCAGCGGGAGAUUGACCGGCAGGAGGUCAUCAACGAGCUGUUUGUGACCGAAGCAUCUCAUCUGCGCACACUCCGUGUCCUGGACCUGAUCUUCUACCAGCGGAUGAAGAAGGAGAACCUGAUGCCCCGGGAGGAGCUGGCCCGGCUCUUUCCUAACCUUCCUGAACUCAUAGAAAUCCAUAAUUCCUGGUGUGAAGCCAUGAAGAAGCUCCGGGAAGAGGGUCCCAUCAUCAGAGAAAUCAGUGACCUCAUGCUGGCGCGGUUUGACGGUCCUGCCCGAGAGGAACUCCAGCAGGUGGCUGCUCAGUUCUGUUCUUAUCAGUCGAUAGCCCUGGAGCUGAUCAAGACCAAGCAGCGCAAGGAGAGCCGCUUCCAGCUCUUCAUGCAGGAGGCCGAGAGCCACCCCCAGUGCCGGCGGCUGCAGCUUAGAGACCUCAUCAUUUCAGAGAUGCAGCGGCUCACCAAGUACCCGCUGCUGCUGGAAAACAUCAUCAAGCACACCGAGGGUGGCACCUCUGAGCACGAGAAGCUCUGCCGGGCCCGGGAUCAGUGCCGGGAAAUCCUCAAGUACGUGAACGAAGCCGUGAAGCAGACAGAGAACCGACACCGUUUGGAGGGCUACCAGAAACGCCUGGAUACCACCUCCUUGGAGAGGGCCAGCAACCCCCUGGCAGUGGAGUUCAAGGUAGGAGGCCCGCCUCUCCCAUCCCAACACAGUCUUCUUCUUUCCUUUCCUCACACAGAUAAACGGGCCUUCUUCAUCAUCUGCACCUCUGAGUUGGGCCCACCCCAGAUCUAUGAGCUGGUUGCAUUGACAUCAUCAGACAAGAACACAUGGAUGGAGCUCUUAGAAGAGGCCGUGCGGAACGCCACCAGGCACCCCGGAGCUGCCCCGCCGCCCAGCCGUCCCCCACCUCUGGGCCCCCAAGAGGCAGCCGACCGGAGCCCGGCGCCCAGCAGGGUAGGACUGGAUGACACAGAAGUGUUCCAGAGAGGUUGUUCUGAAUCAGAGCCCGAGGAGCUGCCUGGAGCAGGCACCGGGCCCCAGCAGAGGGUCAGAGGGACGCACCCAGUAGUGCUGGAGGAUCCUGAGCAGGGGGGCACUGGAGAGGAGGCGGCACGGGGGGCCCUUCCUCACCCCUCCUCACCCCUGGACGGAGAGACCACAGGCAUCAGGACAAGGGACCCCAUCCAGCUGCCCCUCCCCGGCCCUCUGUUCAUGGAAGGACUUGCUGAGGCCGCCCUGGAAGACGUGGAGAACCUGAGGCACCUGAUCCUGUGGAGCCUGCUGCCAGGUCACACCGUGGAACCACAGGCCACCGGGGAGCCCGAGGAUGACCUGACACCCACCCCUUCUGUCAUCAGCGUCACGUCUCACCCCUGGGACCCAGGCUCCCCAGGGCAGGCCCCCACUGGGGAUGAAGGGGACACCGCCCAGCUCCCUGGGCUAGAAGGGAGCCAGCCAGAGCUGGAGGACGUGGCUCUCUGCUCUCUGGAACACUUGCCCCCAAGAACCAGAAAUUCUGGGAUCUGGGAGUUUCCUGAGCUGGAUAGGAGUCCAGCUGAAGAGGUUUCAAGCACAGAAGCAGCAGGAAGUUACAAAGUUGUGAGGAAAGCUGAGGUGGCAGGCAGCAAGGUUGUCCCUGCGCUCCCAGACAGUGGCCAGCCAGAGCCCGAGCCACCUGACCUGGAAGGCGGAGCAAAGGCUGCGGGGAACUGUUUUUAUGUCAGCAUGCCAGCAGGACCCCUGGACUCCAGCACCGACGCUUCAGGGGCACCCACCAGCCCCGCCCAGCCCGACAGCCUCCCUACCCAGCAGACAGAGCCUCAGACCCAGCUGCCUCAGCUGCAGAGAGGCAAUGGAGAUCAAAGACGCCCCAGCCGCUCUCCCCCAAACCUGGCCCUCAGGGACGUGGGCAUGAUCUUUCGGACCAUCGAGCAGCUCACCUUCAAGCUCAACAGGCUCAAGGACAUGGAGCUGGCCCACAGAGAGCUGCUGAAGUCCCUUGGCGGAGAGUCAUCUGGUGGCACAACACCUGUGGGCAGUUCCCACACCGAGGCGGCAAAGUGGACAGACAGCUCCUUCUCACCCGUAGCCAAGGAGCCCCUGCUCUCUGACUCCAGGGACAGCCAUGAAGUAGGGCCAUGCCCUGAGGACAGUGAGUAAGCUGUUCCCUCUUUGUUCUUACCCUGGGGGAGAAGUCCACAAGCUGGUAAGGAAAUGUCACCAAGCAGCGUGAGGAGAGAAGGUGGUUCUGAGGGUCUCCCCCCUUGGUUAUAACCAGGCCAUUCCUGGACUUCAGAAAGGAAUCUUUUUAAGAAGCCCCACAAAAGCUCACCUAAAAAUGAGAAACUUAGAAUUGGUCCCUCUUUUCCUUUGGGCUGUGGAGAUAA
Molecule: messenger RNA, 4772 nt
Organism: Trichechus manatus latirostris (Florida manatee)
Lineage: Eukaryota; Metazoa; Chordata; Mammalia; Sirenia; Trichechidae
Gene: ARHGEF11
Product: Rho guanine nucleotide exchange factor 11
Exons: 32
Coding region: 631-4545 (1304 amino acids)
Biological process (GO): G protein-coupled receptor signaling pathway; intracellular signal transduction
Cellular component (GO): cytoplasm
Molecular function (GO): G protein-coupled receptor binding; guanyl-nucleotide exchange factor activity
Source: RefSeq, a predicted model, not a curated record